Rana temporaria (common frog) is the source of this 4529-nucleotide messenger RNA. It is a transcript of the gene PPM1B, whose product is annotated as protein phosphatase, Mg2+/Mn2+ dependent 1B. Lineage: Eukaryota; Metazoa; Chordata; Amphibia; Anura; Ranidae. Gene Ontology annotation, cellular component: cytosol; nucleus. Gene Ontology annotation, molecular function: protein serine/threonine phosphatase activity; magnesium ion binding; manganese ion binding. Gene Ontology annotation, biological process: protein dephosphorylation; positive regulation of canonical NF-kappaB signal transduction; negative regulation of canonical NF-kappaB signal transduction. The record is from RefSeq and is a predicted model, not a curated record. The transcript has 6 exons. The coding region runs from base 200 to 1363 and encodes 387 amino acids.
CCGACGCAUGCGCAGUCUUAAAUACCGAGCGUCGACCCGAAGCCAGCGCCAAGACCGGAAGAGAUGGGGAGUGUGGCAGCCUGGCGCUUGUAACCUGCGGCUGGACGCCUCCCCGAGCGGUAGUGUGACGAGCAGAGAAGCCGGCUGUGUAGGGAAGAGGCCCAGUGAGAAGUUGUACCCGAUAGAUUGAUUACUGAACAUGGGGGCAUUUCUGGACAAACCCAAAACUGAAAAACACAAUGCUCACGGUGCAGGAAAUGGAUUGCGCUAUGGACUCAGCAGUAUGCAGGGCUGGCGAGUGGAGAUGGAGGAUGCUCACACCGCUGUGGUGGGUAUCCCUCAUGGCUUGGAAGACUGGUCCUUCUUUGCCGUUUACGAUGGCCAUGCAGGGUCCCGCGUUGCCAAUUACUGUUCUACGCACUUACUAGAGCAUAUCACAGACAAUGAAGACUUCAGGGCCGCGGAGACUCCAGGAUCUUCAUUGGAACCUUCUGUAGAGAAUGUUAAAAGUGGCAUUCGAACUGGGUUUUUAAAAAUCGACGAGUACAUGCGCAACUUUGCUGACUUAAGGAAUGGUAUGGACAGAAGUGGCUCUACGGCUGUUGCAGUCCUUAUUUCACCGGGCCACGUGUAUUUCAUCAACUGUGGGGAUUCUAGGUCUGUUUUGUUUAGGAGUGGACAGGUUUGCUUUUCUACACAGGAUCACAAGCCCUGCAAUCCCAAGGAAAAGGAGAGGAUCCAGAACGCAGGAGGCAGCGUCAUGAUUCAACGCGUCAAUGGCUCAUUGGCAGUUUCUCGUGCUCUCGGGGACUAUGACUACAAAUGUGUGGAUGGCAAAGGCCCUACUGAGCAACUUGUAUCUCCGGAGCCUGAGGUCUAUGAAAUUGUACGGGCGGACGGCGAUGAGUUUAUAAUACUUGCUUGUGAUGGUAUUUGGGAUGUCAUGACCAAUGAGGAGCUAUGUGAAUUUGUCAGAUAUAGGCUGGAGAUAACGGAUGACCUUGAGAAAGUGUGUAAUUCUGUAGUGGACACCUGUUUACAUAAGGGAAGCCGUGAUAAUAUGAGCAUUGUGCUGGUUUGUUUUCCAAAUGCCCCCAAGGUGUCCGAAGAGGCCAUCAAGAAAGAUGCUGAGCUGGAUAAACAUUUAGAAUCGAGAAUUGAAGAAAUCAUGACAACUGCCGGGGAGGAAGGAAUGCCAGAUCUCACUCAUGUAAUGCGCAUCCUGUCAGCGGAGAAUAUUCCAAAUUUACCACCUGGAGGUGGAUUAGCUGGAAAACGCAGUGUUAUCGAAGAUGUUUAUAAUAGGUUGAAUCCACAUAGAGACAAUGAUGGGGGUGCUGGCGAUCUAGAAGACCCAUGGUAGCCUUUCAAAACUCCUAAUAUGUUUUUGGUCUGGAGUAAAAGGGGGAAAAAACUUUUAUCUCGGUUCUCUUCAAUCCAAGGAAGAGAUUGUGGUGGAGCGUCAGCUAUGUACAAAAAGAAAAAAAGGAAAAAAAAAAAAAAAAAUGGGCAAAACAAAAAAUAAUUUAGUAUUUUGCACCAUUUAUCGGUUUGUUUUAUAACAUUGUCACACUUAGCAGUAUUUUUGCCAGCCUCAGGAUUUUUGGUCACCUGUGCAGCAGCAUUACUCUUAACAGGUAAAACUGGAGGGCCUUGCAGCGCAGCGUCUUGCGGGCACCUUUGGUGCUAAAGAGCUUGGGAAGAAAUAAGCCUCAUGCAGUUUGUUUAGAUGUAUUGAGGUGCAUGCAGUUGUACUUGAACAGGUAGGGCACUUCUGAACUAAAACUCCACAAGCGCAUGUAAAAACACGUAGUUGUAUGAGACAUUACUUGUAAAAAAGCAUUGGUUGUUCCACUGGAUUACUUUUUAGUUGAAUAUUAAGGAAAAAUCAUCCUGCCACCCUUUAAUUCCAAAUAUGUAGACUUUUUUUUAAAUCAUCAGUCCACUCAAAACUGAUACUUUUCAUGUUUAUCCGAGGGCUGAAUUACCCACAGGGAUUCUUGCAUCUCUCAGGGAUGUCAGAAUUUUCUGCCACCAUCCCUUCAUAGCCUUUAAAAUGCCAAUUCAAUGAAUUUUUACUUGUCACAUCUUCUUGAAAGACCUGGGAGUGAGUGCGAAACCAAGUAAGGCCUGUGGAAGGGAAGCAAAGCUGGGAACUCAGAGGCUUUUUUUUUAUUUUUUAUAGGCCUUUCUUAUAAAAGAUAAUCCAAGUUCCAAGCUCUGAUCCAAGUUCCAAGCUCUGCCCAACCUUUAAUGCCUUUAUUAGAGGGACACCUAGCUUCUUCGAACAUGUGUGGCAUCUUUCUUCUGUACCAUAAAUGUUGCUUUUAUAUCCCUGAGAGACAAGCCAUUGGGUGAUUCAUCCCACCACUGGCUACUUUAAACUGAAGUUUUAUUUUAUUUUAUUGAGCUAAAUCUUUAAAACCUAAUUAGACUUUGAGUUUUAAGUCAGCAAAAUACAUUCCAGGUGCACGAAAACAAAAAGUUCUGCAAAGUCUUAGUUCAUUUUCUUAAGACCUCAAGCCUGCAUGAGGCUGUACAACACGAGUUGUAGGCUUAUUUCCACACCUGGGAGACAGCUGCUUUGUACAGCCACCCGUAGAAUGACUGCACAUGGGUAUAUGCUGUGCUUUCGGAAACCUAAAGUAUAACUAAAGGCAAAACUUUUUUGCGGUUCGGAUAGAGUGCACAGGGAUUAGAAUGCUUGUCCAUUUUUCCUGCAGUCUGUGACCCUGUUAAGGAGAUUCACUCUCUGGUCUGUUUAUCAUUGAUCGUAAAAGAAAAUUCCAAAUUUUGGGCUGUCAAUUGAAAAUAGAUCUUCCAAUUGGUACACUAGAUCUGGUGACCUGGGGUUCCCCAAGGGAUUCCCUUAAUUUGCAAGGAUUUGUACUUUGACUAUGGCUACUUUUUAAGAAAAUAAACUAAGACUUUGAAUGCACCUGACGCGAUUAAAACUACAUUCAGUUAUUUAAAGCUUAUCAUGAAUCAAAGGGAAUCUGUAGAAGUGUGCCAUUGAACAUUUUGAUUCUGAGGUUACAUGGUAUUGACUUAUUCCUAAGUCACCAAGCAUGUGUAUUGGGUGAUACUCGCAUGCUUGUUAUAGGUCAGUGACUUGGCAAGAUUCGAAGUAAGGAUGUCCAGAAGUGGACUCCUUUUAAAAAAAAAAAAAAUCUGCAUUGGCAGCUCACCCAUGUGUGCCCUGAUUGGUUUCCUUUGAGAUGAAGACAAUUUUCUGGUUAUCUUUGAUCUCCAGCUGGCCGUGUAUGCCAGGAGUUAAAAAUUCCUAUACAGGGUGGCGAUAGGGCCUAGUCGCCAAGCAGUUGGUGAACCUAAAGAAGAAAUAUCUGGUAACUUUUUUUUCUUUUUGAGCCUUUUUGCUCAGAAUAUGAGAACAUAUAGGUUCUGAUGGAAGCAGCCAUUUAAAUUCCUAUCUGGUGAUCGGGGAACCCCAUUUAGCUCACCUUUUUGGGAAUUGCAGAAGAGACAUUUAAAAACCUAUCCACCGUACUGUGGCAUUUGUGUUUCUAUCUUUCACUUUUAGAAACACUAAUGUUUCAUAAUAUGUGUUCCUUAGACUCCAAAUUCAAGUUUGAACCUUAUUUGGUAGCACAUUACGCGAAAAGGGAGCGGAAGUCCCAUAUAGCAUAGUGUCAGAAAGCAGACCCACCGACAAGGCGUGUCGAACUGGACUGGAAUCUGAGGGCCGCAGGGGUUACAUAUGGGCGGGGCCAGUUUCAGUCAGAUUUUUUUUCAAUGGUGUCCGGUGUGGGUUCGUUCACCGGUUCAGGUGCAAUUUUUUACAGUGUAUGACACUUGAAAUCGCACCUGUACUGGACUGAAAAUCGUACAGGAUUUUUUUUAAAUCGCCCUGAGGCCGGCCCGCACAUAUGUGCACUUGCUCCAUUUAUCACAUGUCGUGAAUUGGAUGCGGUUAAAAACUCAUCCAAUUUGCAUAUAUGGGAAUGGGGGCUCAACCCUAAAAACCUGGGUAUUUAAUUUUAUGUUGCGACACUAGUCUGCUUCACUAUUGUCCAAAGCAUUGAACCGCUUCCUGAAAAAAAUUCACUUGUUUAGUUCACGUUAAGCAGCGUUGAUUAAAGAUUUUUAGUAAGCCUAAGCAAUGUUUAAGGACCCAUUCAAACGUAUGCAUGAGUUGAAGCUUGUUGUGUUAAAGCAUAGCUAAAGGCAAAACCUCUUCCCUUUUUUUGUUUCCUUUUUGUUUUGGACAGAGUGGAGAUCGAUUAGAACAACCAUUUGGUUUUUACUGCCGUCUGUGCCCCCCCGUUGGGGAGACUCGCCCUCCUUAUAUUUAUCCCUUUUUACCAUAAUCCAUUGAAAGUAAAAGAAAAUGUCCCCAGAAAAGUAAAAUAGUGGAAAUCUUCCAAUAGGGGCACUAGUUCUGGUGACCUCAGGGGGGCCCAAGGGAUUUUCCUAAUUUGCAGGGAUUUUUUUUUCUCACUUCCUGUUUUGACUCUGGGACGAGAAGUGAAGUUCAAUCUUCCCUAUGGGACACAAAUGGCAAAAAAAAA